Molecule: messenger RNA, 2934 nt
Organism: Aspergillus luchuensis
Lineage: Eukaryota; Fungi; Ascomycota; Eurotiomycetes; Eurotiales; Aspergillaceae
Product: ssDNA endodeoxyribonuclease RAD1
Exons: 8
Coding region: 1-2934 (977 amino acids)
Biological process (GO): double-strand break repair via single-strand annealing, removal of nonhomologous ends; nucleotide-excision repair involved in interstrand cross-link repair; resolution of meiotic recombination intermediates
Cellular component (GO): nucleotide-excision repair factor 1 complex
Molecular function (GO): damaged DNA binding; single-stranded DNA endonuclease activity; single-stranded DNA binding
Source: RefSeq, a predicted model, not a curated record
AUGCCACCUGAACGCCCCAAUGUACCGGUGAAGCUGUCCUUGCCCUUGCAAUACCAGCAGGACAUCUUCACCGAACUGCGCUCGGAGGAUGAGUUGGUGAUUCUUGCUCGGGGCCUUGGCCUCUUACGCCUGGUGACGAAUUUGCUACAUUUCUAUGAUGCUGCAGGGAACAAUUUGGUGCUUGUUGUUGGCGCAGAUGACCGCGAAAAUGAAUGGAUUGGAGAAGCAUUGGCUGAGCACUAUGCUAUCAGCAAAACCCCUCUUGCCAGGGGGCUCAAGGUGAUCAAUACGGACAGGGCCACGGUUCCGAUGCGCGAGAAGAUCUAUUCCGAAGGUGGUAUCCUGAGUGUAACAUCCAGGAUACUAAUAGUUGACUUUCUGUCGAAGCUGCUCGACCCUGAGAAGGUCACUGGCAUGAUCGUGCUUCAUGCUGAUAAGAUUGUGGCAACGUCUAUUGAAGCCUUCAUUAUCCGGGCAUAUCGAGAGCACAACAAACGUGGAUUCUUAAAGGCCUUCUCUGACUCCCCGGAACCAUUCACGACCGGAUUUGCCCCUUUGGCGAAUUCCCUGCGCAACCUCUUCCUUCGCAAGACCUCGUUAUGGCCACGCUUCCAUGUCACCGUCGCGGAGGCUCUCGAGGGCCAUCGAAAAGCGGAGGUGAUCGAACUUGAAGUCCCGAUGAGUGAUAAGAUGCGCGAGAUACAGAACGCCGUCCUUGAGUGCGUGGAGAUUUGUAUAGGAGAGCUAAAGAAAGCGAACACUGGACUUGACAUGGCAGACUGGACCCUCGACAGUGCUUUACAUAGGUCUUUCGAUAUUGCAAUUAGGCGCCAACUGGAUCCCAUAUGGCACCGUGUGAGCUUCCGGACCAGACAGAUCGUCAGUGAUUUAUCAGAUCUUAGGGCAAUUCUCCAUGCUUUGCUCACCUAUGACGCCGUCUCAUUCCUCAAAUAUCUUGAUACGAUUGUCACAGCACAUACUCCGCCUCCUGGGUCCACGAAACAUAGCUAUUCACCAUGGCUGUUCCUCGACGCAGCCGAUGUGCUUUUCCAGACCGCGAGAUCAAGAGUAUAUCAGGGGCGAAUCAGCAACGAUGUAGUUCGCUCAUCAUCCACGUCUUUACCUACCACACUCCAGCCCGUUCUGGAAGAACAGCCAAAAUGGGAAGUCGUAGCGGAGGUCCUGCAAGAAAUUGAAACGGACGCAUAUCUCAAUCCAGUCAAGGUGGACGAGUCCAACAGUACUGUCCUGAUCAUGUGCAGUGACCAACGGACCUGUCGGCAACUUCGCGAGUACAUGGGCACAAUGCAUGCCAACGUGAGUAGCAAGAAGCAGGAGACAAGGGAUACAUUGGAUCCAGGUGAUGCCAUCCACGAGAAAAAGGGUUCCGCUGAAGUGAUGAUGCGCCGAAGGCUGCGGGAUUAUAUGGACUGGAAGUUAUCCUUGUCUAAUGUUAGCAAGAACUUUUCGUCAAACCCCGCGGGUGACGGUUCCCAGUCGCCUGCGGUGAAUUCACCUGGUUCUCUGAAUCAAGGGAGAGCCCCAAUGAACAAGCGGCGCCGAGUCCGAGGAGGAGGCACUCCAUCCGUCCCAGCACGCGCGCCCAACAGCGGUAUCCAAGUAGAUAUUGAACCUCCGGCCCAGGUGUCGGCACUUCUAGAUGAAAUCCAGCCUACUGAGGUCGAAGAGACCCAAAAAGAGGAGGUUAUCAUCGAUGAUUUGGAAGAUAUGGACGAUUACUACGAAUUGUACGAUAUGGAUGACUUGGUUAUCAUACACCCUUACGACGGUGAUAUGGAUGAGCAUAUUCUGGAGGAGGUUCGGCCUCGGUACAUCAUCAUGUACGAGCCAGACCCUGCAUUCAUUCGACGAGUCGAGGUCUACCGCAGCUCCCAUGUUGGGAGGGACGUACGCGUUUAUUUCAUCUACUACGGGGGAUCUGUUGAAGAACAGCGCUACUUGAGCGCCGUACGGCGAGAGAAAGACUCGUUCACAAAGCUCAUCAAAGAGAAAAGCAACAUGGCCGUCACCAUCACACAUGACAAGAGUCAAGUAGACCCUCAAGAACAGUUCCUUCGCACUGUGAACACCCGUAUUGCAGGAGGCGGCCGACUAGCCGCAACAGCAUCACCACCACGAGUCGUGAUAGAUGUACGCGAGUUCAGAAGCGCCCUUCCAUCCCUCCUACAUGGCAACAACAUGAUUGUCGUCCCAUGCCAACUCACAGUGGGCGACUACAUCCUCACGCCCGACAUCUGCGUAGAACGCAAAUCAGUCCGCGAUCUGAUAUCCUCCUUACGGAACGGCCGUCUCUACAACCAAGCAGAAACCAUGCUCCAACACUACAAGAACCCCCUUCUUCUUAUCGAAUUCGAUGAAAACAAAUCCUUCACCUUCGACGCCUUCGCCUCCGCAACCACCCCCGGCACAACCUUUCUCACCGACUUCGGUUUCUCUUCCUCCGGCACAAGCACCCUAUCCGCAAACAGCUCCCUCGUCAACCCAUCUAGCCCCAAAUCCGCCCAGCACUUACUCGUUCUCCUAACUCUCACCUUCCCCCGGCUCAAGAUCAUCUGGUCCUCUUCCCCCUACCAAACCGCAGAGAUCUUCGCCGAGCUGAAGAAGAACAACCCGGAGCCGGAUCCGAUUCGGGCCGUUCAGACUGGGCUAGACAUGGAUAUUGCGGCGUCAUCGCACUCCGGCGAUAUUAUGGCUGCGGCGGGGAUCGAGCAUCGGGUCUUUAACCUCUUGCCUCAGGAUAUGCUUCGGGCGGUUCCGGGUGUUAAUCCUAAUGUCCUUGAGCGGUUGAUUGUGGAGACGGAGAAUAUUCAAGAGAUUGCGAAUAUGAGCGUGGAGCAGUUGGAUCCGUUGGUUGGGAUAGAAACGGCUCGGAAGAUAGUGGGGUUCUUUCGUAAAAGUGUGUUUGAGAGUUGA